Leucoraja erinaceus (little skate) is the source of this 5908-nucleotide messenger RNA. RefSeq names its product doublesex and mab-3 related transcription factor 1 (gene dmrt1). Gene Ontology annotation, biological process: sex differentiation; regulation of transcription by RNA polymerase II. The record is from RefSeq and is a predicted model, not a curated record. The transcript is spliced from 6 exons. Gene Ontology annotation, cellular component: nucleus. The coding region runs from base 166 to 1275 and encodes 369 amino acids. Gene Ontology annotation, molecular function: RNA polymerase II cis-regulatory region sequence-specific DNA binding; DNA-binding transcription factor activity, RNA polymerase II-specific. NCBI's taxonomy places the organism in Eukaryota, Metazoa, Chordata, Chondrichthyes, Rajiformes, Rajidae.
GCUGCAGGGAGGGACCGCGCUGGAGAUAGGCAGCCCGGCCUCCCAGCAACAACCCCAAACUUUGUUACAACCCGCCGUCGACAAGUAGCAAAUCUGUAAAGUAAGCAAGCAAUUGAUUACAAUAACCAAAACCCGCAUCGAAAUACCUGUUUCUUUGUCGGGAAGAUGCCAAACGGAGCUGGGUCCAAGUCUUCAGCGGCGGCUGCGGCCGGAGUGGGCGACGGCGAGUCUAUUCUCAACGCCAGCAGCAACAAUGUCAACGGCAGCUACUCCAAAGCGCUAAACUCGGGCACGGUGUCGCCGGCAUCGAAGAAGUCGCCUCGCCUGCCCAAGUGUGCCCGGUGCAGGAAUCACGGCUACGUGUCGGCCCUGAAGGGGCACAAGAGGUUCUGCAUGUGGAGAGAGUGCCAGUGCAAGAAAUGCAACUUGAUCGCAGAGAGACAGCGAGUCAUGGCAGCGCAGGUUGCCCUCAGGAGACAGCAGGCUCAAGAGGAGGAACUGGGCAUCAGCCGACCCAUUCCCCUGCCCGGAGCCGCCGAACUGCUCAUCAAGCGUGAGAAUGCAACUCCCAACAGCUCGUGUGCGCUGGGCACCGGGGGAGCGGGCUUGUCGUCGAACCCAACCACACCGGUCACUUCCUCAGAGGGGCGAUUGCAUCUCCAGGAUAUCCCUUCCAUAACCAGCAGAGGGCACCUGGAGGCCACCCCAGACCUGGUAGUGGACUCUUCCUACUACAGCAACUUUUACCAGCCGUCUCUCUAUCCAGCUUACUACAACAAUCUUUACAACUAUCCCCAGUACCAGGUGGCGGUGGCAGGAGAUUCACCUGCUUCUGAUGUAGGUUCAACACUGGGAGGGGCAACAGUGAAAAACAGCCUCCGUGGACUCUCUGCAUCGUUAGUAUCUGGCCAAACAGGAAACCAAUGGCAGAGAAAUGAAAGUGAUGACAAGCAAAUGAAAACUCCAGAGAGCCGGUUUUCGGGCCACAAUGUGACACCUCAGUACAGGAUGCAUUCUUACUACUCUGCUGCCUCUUACCUGGGCCAGGGGCUAAGCACAGCUGCAUGUGUUCCUCAGCUGUUCACACUGGAAGAUGGCUCCUCCUUCUCAGAUGUAAAAUCCAAUGUAUUUUCACCUUCCAAUAGUCAGGACUCAGGUUUGAUCUCUCUGUCCAGCAGUUCCCCUGUCAGCACCGGAAGCAUUAAACAAGAGUGUGAAUCUGUCACCGAGUCUGGCACCUUCUCUGUCGAUUCCAUUAUUGAGAGUGCAGAGUGAGUAAUGACAGUGAUGUUUAAACUGCUGGAUCAUACAAGGCAUGAAUCUGAAACCAGGCCUCUGCUGCAAUGGAAGAAAAGGUUUUUGUUGUAUUUCUUAAACUGUUGUUGGAUAGUUUCAAAAACUACAGUUCAGUAAAUAAUGCCAGAGCAAUUAAUUACUAACCUUUGCCACCCUGACUGAAAGCAUUACUUGAUAGAAUUACAAUAACAUAUCCUGUAGUGUAUUUUUUGCCAGGCUGCAUACAUUGUGCUAUUUUUCUGAAUUAUCACUUUAAAGUUUUAUGGAUCAUAUUCUAUUCUCAAUAAUAGAUAAUCUAAUUAGUAAUUUAACAAUUGGCUAAUCUUCAAAAGUUUGACAAUUCUGGUCCUUUGGUAGAUAGUCCCUGUUCAUUAUCCGCACCGAGAAUUUCUGGUCCCUUGCGUUGCAAGAUACACUCUCUUUAUCAGGACUGAAAGUUUUUCAUACAUAAGCUUUUCAUACAUAGCCUCACAAACAAAGGUCAUGUGAAAUUAUGUAAUCAAAGGUCAUGCGAAAUUAGUCUUGACAUAAAAAAAUCACUGUCAAAUUAGUAAGAACAUAUCACAAAAGUCACUGAUGUUUUAUCGGGAUUUGCCAAGGUUCUUUGGAAAAGAAGCAUAAAGCAACUGAAUUGGUCUGAAAUUUAAGUGCAUGUGCACAUUUAUCGAUCCGUAUUACAUUACAUUCAGGUUUUUUCUUGAUAUUUACUAAAAAUUAAGUUGUGAUAUUGAGAUUUAAGACAAAGCCUAUUGGUCUGAGAUUCAAUUUUUGUAAAAUUUAGUAUACAUGAAAUUCCAAUGUUCUGCUAUUUUAGCAAAAGUAUUAACAUAUUUGCCAUAAAAUAGCUAAGGAAUGCUAAGGUAGGUGUAUAAAUUGGCACAGACACAUGAAUAUGUUUAUUAUAUUCAGACAAUUCAAAUUGUCUGCUGUAAUUAUUUAACAUUCGCCCAAAUAGUUAUGAAAAUUGUAUAGUCUUACCCUUGAUACUUGGUAAUAUUGAGUAUUUCUGCUAUAAUUAAUAACAGUUAAAUCUUUCAAACUAGAGAUAAAGGUAACAAAUAUCUGCCUUUUUAAGUCUUACAUUAAUUUGUGAUUUAAUUUAUUUUUUAAAAUAUAAAAAUGGUCAACUCAACAGAGUAUGGACACCCCCCCCCCAUGUAAACCUCAACACUACCACCCCAGUGGUAAAGAAUAAUAUUCUUCUCAUGAAGCAUUCAUUUACAUUUCAGUUCCAUUCAGUGCUGAAGAUACAGAUGUGAAUGUUUACAAAAGAAAAAAUGAUAAGCAGUAGCCCCACUAACAUCAUGUACGUUCUGAAAAUCAGAUCCUGAAUUUGUACAACAUGGUCUUUUCUCCCCUUCUCUUUACCCAGAAUAAUCAUUAAACAGAGCUAUAGAGUUCAACAUCUCAGAACAGUACUUAAAAACUUUGUAUGCAACCUAAAAUGUUUGUACAAUAAGUUGAAUAUGUAUAGUAUUAUAUUUCAUAUAAUAACUGUAACACAGUCAAAAGCAGAUGCUGACGGUAUGGAAACUUUGUCCUCAUCAGGGUUUUGUCACACACCAGUUUAGGGUGGCAAGUGAAAAUUAAGAAUAUUUCCAGUGUUAUCAUAUAGUGAGUCAUUUUAAUAUUGAACUCGAACUUUAACAUGUUGUUUGCACUUAGCUAAAUGUAUGUUUAUUUUAUAUUUAUUUUAUGUGUCUGUUAUGUUGCUGAGCGAGAGAAACAUUUUUGCACCAGAACAUAGAAAGUUGUAAAUUAUUUUUGUGUUGAAUCAGAUUCGGAAGGAGUUGGUGUGGGAAGUCCACUUCAACUACUUAAAUGUAAGACCAGUAUUUGUUCUAAAUUAAGAAAAACACUUAUAUGAUUGGAACAGCACAACCUCUAACUUAUCAGCGUUACUGGCACUAAGAAUCGCAAUGGGCAGUCAUUCUUUGGGUGUUUUCCAAUUGAUCUGUUAUACUUUGGGCACAUAAAUGAUGAAAUUCUGGAUUAUUUCCCCCGAGUUGACAAAGCUAUCCUCCAUGCUACCCCCCACUAUUGCUGGAAUCUCCACCGAGCCAGAUCUGUGUAUGUCCUGUAUGUGACCCUCUACCCUUCCACUAUUCAUACCCCCUAUUUGUGAACAUAUAAUUUCUUCGUAUUUAUUUAAGGAAUUUAAUAAUUUGUGGGACAGGAAGAGUUAACACGACAUAGCACAAUGUCCCCCAAGCCCUUGCAUUAUUUUAGGCUGUUGAGACGAUAGACUCAGUAUUUAUCUUCUCACAUGCAACUAGCAUCCAUGGAAAUGGUUAGCUUUGAAGGAGAUUUGGAAGGGAAUAUAAAUUACGGUUUACAGUGCCUUGGGUUCCAAAAAUGACAGCCGUAACAGAGUGAUAGGUUUUAGCUGCUCUUCGUUUUACUCUUAAUGUGCAUGACUGGUGCUAAUUUGGUUUUCUUAAUUAAUUACAGACUGACAUGGUAUUUAUGUAUAUGCACCAUGCUUUGAACCUGGUUGCAUUUACAGUACAAAUGAAGCAUCACUGCAGAGAGGUAUCACACAUAUAGAUAAUGUACAAUGACACCAGAGCAAAGGUACUCUUGGAAAAGGGUGGCAUUUUUCUAUUUUGCUUCUGAAACACUUCAGCAUUAAUCAAACUGCUGGAGGAACUAGAGUCAAGCCAAGAGUGUUUUAUUGUCAUAUGUUCUGAAACGGAACAGUGAAAUUCUUACUUGCAGCAGCACAACAGACAUGUAAACAUAGCACUCGGUAGACACUAUAAUAAACUAGGUGGGUCAAGUAACAACCAAGGAUGGGUUCCAACCCAAAACAUCAUUUGUCCAUUUCCCUCCACAUAUGUUGUGUGACCUACUGAUUUCCUCCAGCAGUUUUUUUUUUUCUCUGCUCAAGAUUGUAACAUCUGUGGUAUCUCCACUUCGGCAUGAGUAACAUCACACAAGUUUAGCGCUGACAUGACAUUGGAACCAGGUUUUGCAUGUUGAUGCUAAACUUGUAAUUUGAGUACAGCAAAGGUGUUCCUUUCUCUGGUUCUUAAUUUUUUAGUUUUUUGAGAUAACUCACUAUAUGGAGUAUGAAUUGGUUUAUUUUUUAUAAAGGGAGCAAAAAAUCUUGUUAAAAGCAAAAUAAACUUUUUAAAACAUUGCAUACUUGUAACAGUGUUACGGUUAAGGCAUGAAUUUUUCGGGUUAAAUUUAAUCGAACUAGGCUUUGUUCUUUGAGAGGGUUGGAAAACAUUGCAUUUAUAUGGUAAUGCUUAAAUCUAUGCAUUCAAAAUAUUGAAUCACGUUUGGCUGUUGAAAUCUGGCACAAAUUUCUUCUUGUCAUUGUAUUUAUUAGUGACACUUUAAACACACUAGAAGGAUUUUCCAUAUUCACUGUUUCACAUGAACGCAUUCUGAAGAAGCAUAAUUCAGAUUUUGCUCACAAACUAUUGACCAGACUAAUUAUUUUAAUGUCCUUGCAACAUCUUUAACCCACUGCACUGUAGAAAGGUCUUCCCCAUUCCUGAAGUUUGGUCUAAUUAUAAACCAACAAAAAAGUAGAAAUUUAGAUUAUUUUGUUUGUGCAAGCCUUUAAUGAGAAAAAUGUAAUUAAAGGAGUCACUUCAUCCAAACACUUUCUGCAAAAUAUUUGCACAAUUGGUGUUACUGUAGAGAGUUACAUUUAAACAGUUGCUGUAAAUAAACCCUGGCUGUUUUUCCUUUCAAUUAACUUUGAAAGACAAAUCAGACCAGAUUUAAAAGAAGCUGCUGAUUCAAAUUACAAAUUAUGAUCACAUUAUUAUCAAGCAAAAACUAUCCUAAUUACUUUUCAUAAAAACCCUUGAAGAAAUCAUGCCUUGCUUAUUGUUACUAGACAGUAAUCAUUUUUGCUGAUGUUGUUUACAUUAAUGCAUUUUACCAAGUGUUUUUGAACAAUUUGGUUCAGUGUUGUAUGGUUUUUAUCCGUGCAUUGAAUAUCUGUGAUGACAUGAUUGUAAGCAUUGAGAAUGUAUACAGUAGCCACUGACUUAAUGUCAGAUUAAAUUUUUGAAUUGAAUUUCUUGGCAGAUGUAUAUUUGAUGCUGAAUGGAGAAAAAAGAAAUUACUUGUAUUUUCUUUGCUUUGUGCAUUAAAAAUGUCUCUUUGAUUUCAUCACAUCCAUUGUAAUCAAUAACUUGGCCAUCUUGUUUUUUUAUUAAAUGCACUUACUCUUAAUUUCAUCCACCAGUGAUUUUAGGGAGAAUAAUGUUGAGUUACCUAUAUGGAUCUGACAUUAUAAAUCACUUCUUGAAACCAAAUUGUAUGGUAGUAUCGAUUGAUCCUGAUAUAUCACAGAAAUUUACUGUCACUUCUGUUUUCAAUUAAAGAUACAAUCAGUCAGAUAAUGACUUAAUUGGAUUUCACAGAAGAUUGAGUUUUAUUACCCUGUGGUUUACGAGUUUAGUUAAGAAAGACCAUUUCAUCACACUUGUCAGGCUGCAGCAAGAGUGUGCCCUAGUCCUGUGUAACAAGCAUGAGUGGUAGAGAAGCAAAGGUACGAACUGAUGUUGGGUGUUCACACUAUGCCUGUCUGUUUAAGUAUUAUUAAAAUCAAUAAAACACGUUCUGAACAGCCGGGGUGACCAGUAUU